Molecule: messenger RNA, 1460 nt
Organism: Mytilinidion resinicola
Lineage: Eukaryota; Fungi; Ascomycota; Dothideomycetes; Mytilinidiales; Mytilinidiaceae
Exons: 3
Coding region: 243-1235 (330 amino acids)
Source: RefSeq, a predicted model, not a curated record
AUACGAGGCCCUAAAGACCGCCGACGCCUUCAUUAGCUCAUGCCCGAUGCAGAAUUAUCUCCAUUAUCGUUGCAGAGCCCUAAUUUGCCAAUUUGUGUUUAUUUCGACUUUCUCUGCGCCCGAUCCGAGUCUGGAGCUGACAAAUUAUAGGUCGUCGAUCUCCACUUUCGGAUGAAAUCAGUGAAAGCCUCAUCGCGCAUAUCUUGGCAUUACGCAGUUGUAGCAAUCAAACAAAUCUCGAAAUGGAUCUCAUUUUCCAACUGAUCAAAGCUAUAGAGCAGGAAGUGGAGAAGGAGUCCAUCAGAAUUCUACAAGAGCGCUACCAGCAUCCGGAUUUCGUGAAUCGAACGACGAAGUCUGUAUCAAAGACGCCAGCCAGCGGCCAUAUGGCAAGAUUAUUUGAGCUGCAGACAGAUAUUCGAAAGGUGUCCGACCCUAGCAACGCAGCCGGCACGUCAAAUACUCCAACAACAUCUACAAACGCGGCAUCCGGUGGGACUCCAAAUGGCCAGCUUCCUGCGAAUUACCCAUCAACUUGCCAAAUACAGGAAUCUGGGAAUUCACUCGCGGAAGAAGCUGAAGCUGCCUUGCCGAGAUAUCUUGCAAUCUGCGUCAACACUGGCGGCAUUUACGUGACAUUGCCCGAGAUAGCUGUACCAAAGAGCACAUCCGAUGCCAUUCUGUUUGAUAUGAUGAAGGCAUCGUACCAAAAGCUUCGUGGCUUCCGGAUUCGCUUUGCGUUUCUUUUGAGACCUGUAGGCGUGGAAUUCGUUCAUUUCUCUCUCUGGAACCUCCUCAAAGGGUACGUCUCGAUCUGUGAUCGACCUCGAUGCGUCCCACCAGAGAGCCUCUCGGACUACGAGUUCAUGCCCCGUCCGAUCGUCCCGCUUCCGCCUAUGCCGCCUGAAGUCUUCAUUCACUAUCUCCAACACGGUGAUGGGGAUCUAAAUCCGAUCCGUAGUAUCUGGGCACCUCGCCUCCCGAAACGGCUGCACAGCCCCAUCGUCAACGCUGGUAUGCCAAGCUACGGAUGGGGCAUCCAUAUUAUUGAAGGGACAAACCGGGAGCUUGUCUUCUGGAUCAUCAUGUUCACAAUCUUCGCCAGUAUCCUUACGACUAUACUCUGGUCUUCGCUCAAAGAUGAUGCCCAAGACGAGUCGGGUCUUGGAUCGCUGAUCGUUGCGCUGCCGUCCGUGCUAUUAGGGGCGUGGCUUUUCAGGCUCGGCGCGGCAUAGUCUUGUUGGAUAGGGUAAACCUUAGAAAUCCGCUCCAGGCAUUGCAAUAGUUCGGGAUGCCUCUAACAAUGUCCAGACGGUAGGGAGCGCGGAUGUAGUAGCUAGAUGAUAGCCACGUCAGGCACAUUACGUGUGAACUGCCGAACCGCAAUUUGGAGCACCCCCGACACUACUUUCCGCAUAGAAAGAUUCCUCUACCGCGGUCUUCUGAAGUCGGCCACUAAG